Molecule: messenger RNA, 363 nt
Organism: Cynoglossus semilaevis (tongue sole)
Lineage: Eukaryota; Metazoa; Chordata; Actinopteri; Pleuronectiformes; Cynoglossidae
Product: serine/threonine-protein phosphatase 2A catalytic subunit beta isoform-like
Exons: 2
Molecular function (GO): protein serine/threonine phosphatase activity
Source: RefSeq, a predicted model, not a curated record
AACCCUUUGUUCAAAGCCCUGCUCACAGCGGUCCUGUGUUCCCUUCAGGUGCGAUGCCCAGUGACGGUGUGCGGCGACGUCCACGGUCAAUUCCACGACUUGAUGGAGCUAUUCAAGAUUGGAGGGAAAUCCCCCGACACCAACUACCUGUUCAUGGGAGACUACGUCGACAGAGGCUACUACUCGGUGGAGACGGUCACACUGCUCGUCACAUUAAAGGUUCGUUUUCCGGAGCGGAUCACCAUCCUGCGAGGAAAUCACGAGUCGCGGCAGAUCACGCAGGUCUACGGCUUCUAUGACGAGUGUCUGAGGAAGUAUGGCAAUGCCAAUGUCUGGAAGUACUUCACAGACCUGUUCGACUAC